CUGAACAACGCCACUGCUGAAACCUGGCUAGCGAUCGGCUCACUAGCUGAGUCCCUCGGUGAUGCUGACCGUGCUGCCGCUGCGUACGAUGCCACGUUGAGACACUCUCCAAACUCUGCACCAGCUUUGACGUCGUUGGCCAACUUGUACCGUUCAAGGGAUAUGUUUGCUAAGGCUGCGGAGCUCUACCAAAGAGCGUUGACUGCAAAGCCAGAUGCCGGUGAAACGUGGGGCCUGUUGGGUCACUGCUAUUUGAUGCUUGACGAUUUACAACGGGCGUAUGCCGCCUAUCAGCAGGCGCUGUAUCACCUGAACAACCCAAACGUUCCGAAGUUGUGGCAUGGGAUUGGUAUCCUCUACGAUCGUUAUGGCUCCUUGGAAUAUGCCGAGGAGGCGUUCAGAAGAGUGUUGGAGUUGGAUGCAAACUUUGACAAGGCAUCCGAGAUCUACUUCAGACUUGGUAUCAUUUACAAGCACGAGGGCAAACUGACCCAGGCGUUGGAAUGCUUCAGAUACAUCUUGCCAAACCCUCCUGCUCCGCUAACACAGCCUGACGUGUGGUUCCAGAUUGGAGCUGUUUUGGAACAGCAGAGGGACUACAACGGUGCCAAGGAUGCAUAUCAAAAGGUGCUACAGUCCAAUCCUAAACACGCUAAAGUGUUGCAACAGUUGGGAUGCCUGUACUCACAACAGGGUUCGAGUUUCCAAGAUCCAGAGGUUGCGUUGAGACUGUUGACACAGUCCUUGGAGAUUGACUCCAGCGAUGCUCACACCUGGUACCAUUUGGGUAGGGUUCACAUGUCCAGAGGUGAUUAUACCUCGGCGUACGAUGCAUUCCAGCAAGCUGUUAACAGAGAUGCUAGAAACCCAACUUUCUGGUGCUCCAUUGGUGUGUUGUACUACCAGAUCUCCCAGUACAGAGAUGCGCUUGAUGCUUAUACUCGUGCGAUCAGAUUGAAUCCGUACAUCUCUGAGGUUUGGUAUGACUUGGGUACUCUUUAUGAGACUUGUAAUAACCAAAUAACAGAUGCGUUGGAUGCAUAUAAACAGGCUGCUACUUUGGAUCCAAGUAAUCCCCACAUUCAAGCUCGUCUUGAGCAGUUACAGAAGUUCCAAAAGGAGGGUGGUGUUAACGGUCAACUUCCACCACCACCACCUUCGCAACAGCCUCGUUUACCACAACAGAUGCUUUCCCAGCAGAGUCAACCACCUCAACAGCAGCAACAGCAACCUCAUUUGCAACAGUUACAGAUGAACCCACAAAUUGCUGUUACACCACAUCAACCACAGUUGCAGCUACAACCACCUCAACAACAGCCAUAUCAACCAGCUCCAAUUAGCCAACCACCACCACAACCACCACAACCACUUCAGCAGCAGCAGCCACAACAUGAAGUUAAGUCGUUGGCUCCAAUUCCUGUCCAAACACCUGUUGUUGUCUCGGAACCUGCCAGAACCCAUCCUCCAGCUGUAUCUGUUGAACAGACGUCACCACAGAUUACCACACCAACUGUUCCUGUUGAACAGGCUCCAGUUCAAACUUCUGUACCUGAUGUCCCUGUUCAAGUUGAAGAAAAAUCAUCCACACCUGCUGAGACUACUGCACCUGUUCCUUCAAUUGUUCCUAACACCACUGCUACAGGCGAUGCCAAUUCAGCAGUUACUUCUACUGCUGCAACCACGACUACUGCUCCAGUAGAACAAGAAUCUACUACUGCCGUUUCAACUACGACUAAUGCCGUAGAUGAACAAGUGUCCACCCCUCCUGUACCACAGGAGGCCAACGCCUCUUCCGAAAAGGUUGAUGGUACUGAAUCCGCUUCUAAUGCUUCCGCUGCUAAUACUACUGCACCAAUUGUGGAGUCUAACAAUGCAUCAGAUCCUAAGGAGUCAGCUGUUGAAGAGCAAGAGGAUAAUGAAAGAGCUGAGGAGACAGUGGAGAAACCUGAAGUUAGAAAGAUUGAAGAGGAUGAGGACUAUGAUGACGAC
This is a messenger RNA of Williopsis jadinii, 1989 nucleotides long. It is a transcript of the gene CYC8, whose product is annotated as transcription regulator CYC8. The record is from RefSeq and is a predicted model, not a curated record. NCBI's taxonomy places the organism in Eukaryota, Fungi, Ascomycota, Saccharomycetes, Phaffomycetales, Wickerhamomycetaceae. The annotation marks the transcript as partial. Gene Ontology annotation, biological process: regulation of gene expression. Gene Ontology annotation, molecular function: protein binding; chromatin DNA binding; RNA polymerase II cis-regulatory region sequence-specific DNA binding. The transcript is spliced from 4 exons.